AUGCCCCUUUUCGUGACCGCGUCUGAGCAUCAGGGUGGAGGAGUGAACGCGCCCGGGCUGGAGGAUCAUGAUUCAAACUGGUUCCCGACGGAUGUGAUGUCCUUGCGGGCGGGCAGAGUCGAAACCACAAAGGAACUGCUGCAGAAGCUGCAAUGCAGCCAGGAAUGGUCCGCGCAACUCGCACGUGCGUCAGCUCCACGUGAUAGCUCGAGCCCUCUAUCCCUCGAUGAGACGGCCCAGGCCAGCAGACGUCUGAUUCAGUUUAAUAUUAUCGGCUGGAAGUAUUGGCUGGAUACCUAG
Molecule: messenger RNA, 300 nt
Organism: Penicillium canariense
Lineage: Eukaryota; Fungi; Ascomycota; Eurotiomycetes; Eurotiales; Aspergillaceae
Exons: 1
Coding region: 1-300 (99 amino acids)
Source: RefSeq, a predicted model, not a curated record